Messenger RNA from Chironomus riparius, 961 nucleotides. The record is from the annotation of a GenBank genome assembly. Lineage: Eukaryota; Metazoa; Arthropoda; Insecta; Diptera; Chironomidae.
UGUAGUAUUAUCUUCCAUUAUUAGUGCCUGUAAACAUGGCAGCGGCUGAUAAUUCAGAAGCUAUUAUAGCAAGGAUCAUCGAAUUAGCAAAGACCAAGCAGAGUGGAAUAUCAAAUGAUGACAUCAAGACAUGUUUCGGUGAAAUUUCAGCAGAAAUCCUUCAAAAUGUCAAUAAAUUAAUACAAUCACAAGUCCUGGAAGUGCUGAAAGGCAACUCAGGCACUCUCGUCUAUCGAUACAAAGAUCCAGCAAAGAAAUCAACAGUCUCGGCUGAUAUGGAUAAUGAUGAACGAAUCAUUUAUAAUAUUAUCGAGGCUGGAGGCAAUACUGGAAUCUGGGUAAAGGAAAUAAGAACAAAGUCUAACUUGAUGAUGACUCCACUAACAAAAAUACUCAAAACCCUCGAAAAUAGAAAGCUAAUUAAAGCUGUAAAGUCUGUGAAUGCUAGUAAAAAGAAGGUCUAUAUGCUGUUUGAGCUGGAACCAGCUAGAUCCAUUACUGGCGGUGCUUGGUAUCAAGAUUCUGAUUUUGAGUCUGAAUUUGUAGAUGUAUUAAAUCAGCAGUGCUUAAGGUUUUUACAACAGAAACGAGUAGAAGCAAAGAAGCUAAAAUUAAGUCCAUAUGAGGUACAAAUGAAGUCAUUAUGUACCGUUGUGGAAGUACAGGAAUUUAUCAAAAAGUUAGGAAUCAGUAAAAUUGAAUUAACUGAGGAAGAUCUAGAGACAAUUUUAAAGACAAUCGUAUAUGAUGGGAGAGCACAAAGAGUUCUACAAACGGACGGAUCAUACCUUUAUAAAUCAACAGACACGCUAUUACCGGCAGAAGGAAUCGUUCAAAAUCCUUGCGGCAUUUGUCCCGUCAUUCAACAUUGUAGUGAUGUAGGAAGUAUUACCCCAAAAUCAUGUGUUUACAUGAGCGAAUGGUUGGAAUGAAUAAAGUCUCUCAAAUUUUAAAUCCAGGC